AAUACAUAUUAUUGUUUGUGUAUUUCAUGGUUGAGCUUUUGCAGGAAAUCUGUGUUAAAAUGUAAAAUUUCAUCCACUGAAAUAUGCUGUGGUUGCUUUACAAGCUGAAAUGAAGAUGAAUGGAAACUCAACUCGGCCUUUAUAUUUCAUACUUGCUGCCUACUUUGACACUGGGCUUUUUAGAUAUUUAAACUUUCUUAUUAUCAUAUCUUUAUAUAUUUUAAUUGUUUGCUCCAAUUUAUUUCUCAUCGUGGUUAUCUGCAUGAACAGAAGCUUACAUGAACCUAUGUACAUUUUCCUGUGCAGCCUGUUUGUAAAUGAACUGUAUGGUAGUACAGGGUUGUUUCCACUCCUGCUGGUUCAGAUCCUCUCUGACGUUCACACUGUUUCUGUUCCCUUCUGUUAUCUGCAGAUUUUCUGUGUGUACUCUUAUGUGUGUGUAGAAUUUUUCAACUUAGCCAUCAUGUCUUAUGACAGAUAUCUCGCUAUAUGUUGUCCACUACAAUAUAACACACGUAUGACAAAUAACAAAACUGCCACACUUAUUGUUGUGACCUGGUUUUGCUCUUUUCUUGUAGUUUUUGUCACAACAUUCUUAAGUUACUCUUUGGAGCUGUGUGGGAACAUCAUUGAUAACCUUUACUGUUUAAACUACUCCAUUGUGAAACUGGCCUGCUCUGAAACCAGAGCCAAUAACAUUUAUGGACUUUUUGCCACUUUUCUCACAGUGUUUGGUGCUUUAAUUUUAAUCCUUUACACGUACAUGAAGAUUCUUAAAGUGUGUUUUUCAGGUUCUAAACAGACGAGACAAAAAGCUGUGAGUACCUGCACACCUCACCUGGCUUCUCUCAUCAACUUCUCCUUUGGUGUUUGUUUUGAAAUAUUACAAAGCAGAUUUGAUUUGAAAGGUGUGCACAGUAUGUUGCAUAUUGUUUUAUCCUUGUAUUUUCUGACGUGUCAGCCGCUCUUUAACCCUGUGAUGUACGGACUGAACAUGACCAAAGUCCGUACUAUAUGUAAGUCUGUUUUAAAAUUCUGUCGGAAAGUGAAUCAGAUUGAUUGAAAGAAACAACAAAUCAAUUAAUAUCCACUGCUGACUUUGUGCAUGAAAAGCUCAAAUUAAACAUUCAUGUUUGUGGGUUAGAGUGUCAUAUUAGGAAAUACUCUAAUCAGCAUUAAUCAUGCACUUGUUUUUGGUAAACAAGAAAUAAAAUGUAUUUGUUCAGCCUGAUCUCAGAGCAGUAAGUACAUACAGUUCAUCAGGUUCACUACUUUUUUUACUGCAUUGUUUCCAUAGAUCAGUAUUAUAGCUUUCAUUUAAAUUAUUCAGAUUCAGUUAAAUGCACACACUGUAACAAAUUUUCCUGUUAAAUUACAGUAAACUACUGGCAGCUACAGUUGCCAGCUUCAAACUGUUAUUUUACGGUGUAUCUACUGUGAUCUACAACAACAGUUUAAUACUGUAAAAAUAUUACAGUAUUGUGCUGUAUGGAAAAUAAACAUUACAGUAUUAUACUGUCAGCUCUUUGUUUCCAUUAUACCGUUAUUUUACAGUUCCUACAGUAUUCUCCAAUAACAACUUAUUACUGUAAAACUAGGUUGAACACUGUAGAAUGUGAUCUUCACAGUGAUAUAAGCUAAUGAGUUAAAAGUUUCACAUUUAAAAAUGAAAACCCCAAAAAUAAUGACAAAUGACAAGAGAUGGCUUGUGGGCAGACAAACAGUGGGCAUGUAUUAAAGCUAAACAUUUUUAGUGUCCAUAAGAAUCCAUAAGAACACCAUUAACAUAACAUUACAUGUAUUUAACUUUGUAUUGUCCUCCCGGAUAAAAACUGAGUGGGUUUGGUUUGACUGUUUGGAAAGCAUAAAGUACAAAUCUUCAGCCAAUCCCACUUUAAUAACUUUACUGGAAGUUUGUUUCCUGCUUUCCUGCACCAAUUGCAUAGCAACGAAGAAAAAAACUGAGUAAACGCUAACUUUAUUUCACACAUUCCAUUAACAUCAACUACUAAACAUAUCAUAUAGUCCAAAAAUGAACUUGGUAAUUUGACAGUUUGAUCUGAACUAUAUUGGCUACAUAAAGCCCCACUCAAAGUCCAUCACAUUUUUUAUGAGAGUGACACCUGGGGAUUGACUGUUGUUGUCCUUCUUGUGGACCAGCUUCCCUGUCUCUUUGAUACCACCUUCCCCUGGCUGGUCUUUCUUCCCCUCUCAGGGUUAAUUCCCACGAAGUGCCUAAAAUGUAAUAAUAGAGAAAGUAUAUAUGAUAUUAGAAUGUGUAUUCCUGCAGGUCUUACCACAUAUGUUGCAAAUUUUCAUGUUUUCACUACUACUACUAAUCUCACCAACACACAAUAUUUAAGCUACUCUGUCAAGGAAAAUAAAAGCAUUGCAUCAACAACUAGUUAACUAACUGUUCUCCCUAUAAACUCCUAUAACUCGUUUUACUCGAAAGAGUACCACUACAAAUGGUAAAAUAGAACGUUGCAGCCCACCAUAAGUAGAUUUGACAACAAAUCAGUCAAGGACCACAAUAAAAUCUUGGACAUUUGAUUAGACUGCAAAUUUAGUGAACCGCUAAUGCCCUUGCCAAUUUAUGCUAACUUAAGUAACGUGCCUCAACAGAGAGCUAAACAUUUGUCCAUAUAGUUUAACUUAUGCUAGCUUGAGGCACGUAAUUUUGAGUCAGUCUUUUCGGCAGAAAAACAGUCAAUAAAAUGUUAACCUUUUGCAAGAUUAUAUUUACCUUCUUAAGAAAGUCACGGGAUCAGGAUAGAUG
Scatophagus argus is the source of this 2779-nucleotide messenger RNA. Its product is annotated as olfactory receptor 11A1-like. The transcript has a single exon. Bases 110 to 1063 code for a protein of 317 amino acids. Gene Ontology annotation, biological process: G protein-coupled receptor signaling pathway. Gene Ontology annotation, molecular function: G protein-coupled receptor activity; olfactory receptor activity. Gene Ontology annotation, cellular component: membrane. Lineage: Eukaryota; Metazoa; Chordata; Actinopteri; Scatophagidae. The record is from RefSeq and is a predicted model, not a curated record.